This is a messenger RNA of Sphaeramia orbicularis (orbiculate cardinalfish), 2181 nucleotides long. RefSeq names its product apoptosis-associated speck-like protein containing a CARD. Gene Ontology annotation, biological process: regulation of apoptotic process; inflammatory response; innate immune response. Lineage: Eukaryota; Metazoa; Chordata; Actinopteri; Kurtiformes; Apogonidae. The transcript has 4 exons. The record is from RefSeq and is a predicted model, not a curated record. The coding region runs from base 98 to 697 and encodes 199 amino acids.
GGUAAGGAUACACCCAGUUGUUGCGCGUCCUUGAAGGUAGUAUCCGAAAGACGAGAGCCAAAAACUCCACUUGGAAUCGGUUAUAAUUAUAUGAAAAAUGGCCCCAGACACCAUCAGGAUGGCGAUAUUGGACUGUCUGGAAAAUCUAGAAAAAGAAGACAAGGACAAGUUCCUUUACCAGCUGAUCCACCGCGGCGGAGACCCUAAAGUCCGGCGCAAUAAGGUGGAGGGGAAAAGCCUCCUGCAGAUCACCGACACCCUGGUGAACACUUUCACGGAGCCUGUUGCUUAUGAGGUGACUGUGGAGCUUCUAAACAAGAUCGGCUGCAGCGACGACGCAAAAGAACUCGCUCAAGUCGUCAAAAGCCUGACAUCCUCCACUCCCUCCAGCAGCGGCGAGGCCUCAGGCAGAGCAGCCAGUCGACCUGCCAAUGCAACCAGCCUACACUUCAUUGAUAAACACCGGGUCGCACUGAUCAAUCGAGUGACCAAUCUCGACGCAAUCUUGGAUGAGCUCCUGGGCCAAUUCAUCGAUUCUGCAGGUUAUAGCAAAGUCAGAGCCAAACCAACCAAUGAGGAAAAGAUGAGGGAAAUCUUAGAUGUAGCAAUGAAAGGGGGUACAAAGUGCAAAGACAUCCUCUAUGAAAUCCUUGAGCGUCAUGAGAAGUAUCUUCUGGAAGAACUCAACAACGCAUAGGGUUCAUCAGCAAUGUGACCGCACAAUUUCACUGUUAAAGACCAAUUUGUAGGUUGAAUUUCUUUUUAUAUAACAAGGGGUUGUGGUUUUCUACAUUAGUGUUCCAUCUGUACUGUGAUAAAAACUGUGACAGAAAAACUAAUCAGCUCAAUUAAAUAUGCCAGGAGGAUUAAGCAGAGAUGUUUAAAUGUUAAAAUGUAGAGAGUAAAAGUAAAAAAUGUGAAACAAAAUCCUCAUGUAAAGUUUAGAUACCUGCCAACUCUAAGUACACGAACAAUGUACCUAUACUAUUACUAUUUUUUUUCUGCUUAUUCUCAUUUCUGCUGGGUCUUUUUGUUGUAAUUUUUCUGUCAUUAUUGUAUGAAUUUAUAUCUUUUCCCUCCCUUUUGUAUAACCGAUCAUCGUUAUUCGUAGAUUUCUUCUUGUUAAGUGUGAUCUGACAUUACAACACUGCUUUCCACAAUCUAGCUGACUCCGUUAUUCCAAGAACAACUCCAGACCUCACUUAAAUGUUUAUGUACAUACGUUAUAUAAAUGUAUCAGAAUCUAGGUUAUUUUCAUACACAUUAUCUGUGGUUAUCGACCUGCAAGUUGCUCUUUAACGUUUUAUAGACCAAAAAUAAACCAGCAUACCUUCUGCCAGAAUGCUUUUUAACAUUUACCACAGGGAUAUUAUGUUAACUCAGUCUUUAUGUGGGUUUUUUCUUCAUAUUGCUAUAUUCUCAGGUGCUAAUUUGUAAAGUGGUGCGCUGAUGUCGUAGCUAAACAUCAUUAUCAGUAACUCAGAUAACAUUUCAGUGAUUGCAGUGGUGGAUAUUUAUCUGCUGUGUUGUAUUGGAGUUUGUUUCAUGAAUUUGAAUGGCAGGAAGUCUUUCAAUAUGUUCAUAUGAUUAUGAUUUCUCUGUUUACAUGAAACAGCAUCAGCCCAGAAAUACGAUGCAUCCUUAUUUUACAUCACCUCGCACUUUCACAGUUAAACUAUAUAUAAUAUGAGGAAUUUGCUGAUUGAAUAAUGUAUGUUGUGUAAGUCAUAGGAAUUAAAUGUUUACCAGGGAAUAAUGAAAAAAAAAAGUCAUUACCGGUCCAAACAAAUGUGAGUUCUUUUUUGAUAGAUGAUUAUUCUUUGAUAAAUGAACUGUUUAGUGAAUUGCAAAGUUAAGGAUAUGAUGGAGUUUUCAGCUAUUUUGAUUCAGGAUGCUUUCAUUCAUAGUAAUCCUUUUAAAUUUUGUUAUAUUGGUCAGUUAUUUUAAUCACUGUAAUGUCAGUACAAUGGAGAGAGUUUACUCGUAUUGAUGAUGAUUCUUUUUUAAUCACAGGCUACGUAAUGUUUUUGAUGAGACCGCUUAUAUAAAUUCUCUGAGUGUGCUUUUAUCUUGAUCAUCUUUGCUUUUAACUAUCCUCAAAUCGUGGUUUUCAUGUUAACGUGUCAUCCCUUGUCUGUUCUUAUGAUAUUCUGGCUCUUAAAUAAAAAAAAUUGAGGAAUA